AUGGCUCACCACUCCCGCCUCGAAACCAUGACUUCUCGCUUCUCACCAUCACGUCUGCGUGACUCUCUGCGCCGCAGCUCAUCUGCGUCCACUUCCACACAGGCUUCAUUCUCGUCAGUCAACACGACAAGCUCAUCUACUGCUGUUGCCAUCAACAACAUCAUCUCUCGUCAGCCUUCUCUGUUGAGCCUAGAGGCUGAGCGCAGGAGCUUCGGCAGCGAGCUGAGUCUGCUUGAGCCCAGACCCAUUGUCUACUGGGGCAGCGUAGAGGAACGCAUGCGUUAA
Messenger RNA from Fusarium sp. VM40, 285 nucleotides. The record is from the annotation of a GenBank genome assembly. NCBI's taxonomy places the organism in Eukaryota, Fungi, Ascomycota, Sordariomycetes, Hypocreales, Nectriaceae.